This is a messenger RNA of Pseudozyma flocculosa PF-1, 657 nucleotides long. RefSeq lists its product as uncharacterized. The transcript has a single exon. The coding region runs from base 1 to 657 and encodes 218 amino acids. The record is from RefSeq and is a predicted model, not a curated record. Lineage: Eukaryota; Fungi; Basidiomycota; Ustilaginomycetes; Ustilaginales; Ustilaginaceae.
AUGAGGGCGAUCGCGGCCGGACUGACAACCCUUCCUCCUGCACCCUCUUCUGGCUGCUCGCCGUACCCUGGCGAGACGCAGCCCGUGCUCCAGCACGCUCUGACGCACAUCGCCGUCAACUACGACCCAAAGAAGAGGCAAGCCCACUUCCACAAGUGGAUCAAUGAGCAGAUCCAACUCGGAAACGACAGGGUCAAGUCGCUCCUCAACGACCACCACGAGGCGAUCCCCAUCGACAAGGCCUAUGGCAUGCACGAUGUUUCCAGCCAUCUCAACUUCGGUUUUGGCAAGCUCGGUGACCUUGUCUCGCAUGACUCAAGCAAUCCGGACCAUGCCGCCUUCAACUUCGACGACUUCUUCAAGACCCACGACGGCGAGGAGGACGGCAGCGGCGAGAAUGUCGACCAGGUCCUCAACCGCAUGCUGGGACCCAAGGGAUGGGGCAUCCAGGACCAGAGGAUGCUCAGGCUGGCCACCUCGCAGAAGUCUUCCUCUUGGUCUUCGUCUUGGUCGUCGUCGAGCAAGUCGUCGUGGAGCUCUUCCUCGAAGAGCUCGGACAACUCCGAGACCAAGGAGUGCACCGAGAGCUCCCAGCAAGAAGCGGCCAGCUUCGCAUCCGUCUUCCUCAACAUGGGCAGCCAAUUUGGCGCUCGUUGA